Lucilia sericata (common green bottle fly) is the source of this 847-nucleotide messenger RNA. RefSeq lists its product as uncharacterized. Lineage: Eukaryota; Metazoa; Arthropoda; Insecta; Diptera; Calliphoridae. The coding region runs from base 213 to 767 and encodes 184 amino acids. The record is from RefSeq and is a predicted model, not a curated record. The transcript is spliced from 6 exons.
CAGAACUGACGUUUGUAAAAAGCGAUUAUCAGCUGAGCUUACCCCCAUAAUAUGAAAGAAAGAAAAAAUAUCACUAAUGUGAAAAAAAUAUCAACCAUAUACUACCUUUUUUAACAUGUGUUCAAAAAUAAAUAAAUAAAUAAACACAAAAUUUAUUGAAAAAUUUUCACAAUUUUUUAUUUUUUUUGUUUAUUUAUAGAAAAAUAACAAAAAUGAACUCCAACGAAGUUGUACCUUGUGGAAAAAUGAAAUUUUUUAAUAUCUGGAAAUUUUCUAAUUGUUGGCUACUGACCUGGAAGCUAAUGGACGAAUUGGACCAAAUCUCUCCUGGAUCAGCAUUUUUCUCUUUUCGUUUAAGGGUACACUAUGGACAAAAUUUUACAAAUUUUGUCAAGGCUACUGACCUGGAAGCUAAUGGACGAAUUGGACCAAAUCUCUCCUGGAUCAGCGGGUACACUAUGGACAAAAUUUUACAAAUUUUGUCAAGGCUACUGACCUGGAAGCUAAUGGACGAAUUGGACCAAAUCUCUCCUGGAUCAGCGUUUUUCUCUUUUCGUUUAAGGGUACACUAUGGACAAAAUUUUACAAAUUUUGUCAAGGCUACUGACCUGAAGCUAAUGGACGAAUUGGACCAAAUCUCUCCUGGAUCAGCGUUUUUCUCUUUUCGUUUAAGGGUACACUAUGGACAAAAUUUUACAAAUUUUGUCAAGGCUACUGACCUGAAGCUAAUGGAGCAAUUGGACCAAAUCAUGCACGGAGUUCACUGAAAUGGAAGCCAUAAAUAUAUUAAAAUUUAUAAUUUUCAAAUGUGUUACAAUGUUCGGUUUAAUAAACUUACAAUUAGUAA